AUGGGGAAGACAUCACCUUAUGCUGUUUCAUUUCUCGUAAGGUUUAUCUAUGGGGUUAUGCAGAUACUCACCAAAGUUGCUUUUAACCAAGGUACAAGUACAUAUGUUCUUGUUUUCUACAGGCAUGUAAUAGCUACAAUGUUGUUACUGCCCAUUGCUUUUGCAACUGAAAGGAAAACCGCCCCACAACUGUCACACAAAGUCUGUCUGAAGCUAUUUGUGCAUGCAUUAUAUGGGGUAUCUGCUUCUCUAAACAUAUCAUUCGUUGGCCUCAAUUAUGCUUCAGCCACUUCUGCUACUGCAGUACAAAAUCUCCAACCAGUGUUAACUUUCUUUUUGGCUCUUCUAUUGGGAAUGGAGUCCUUGAAACUAAAGAGCUUUCAUGGGAUUGUGAAAGUUUCUGGUAUAGUGCUUUGUGCUGCUGGUGUUGCCGUACUAGCGCUAUACCAAGGACCUGAGCUCAAAUCCAUCAUCCACCACCCUCUUUUUCAUCACACAAGCCGAGUUGAUAUCCAUGCCUCAAGGAGCUGGAUAUUGGGAAUUCUCCUGCAGUCUCUUGCGACUCUACUGUUUGCUCUUUGGACAGUGUUUCAGGGCCCUUUGCUGGAGGAGUACCCUUCCAUGCUGCUUAACAUGACCCUUCAGAUUGUCUUUGCGACCGUUCAAUCUUUUUUCAUGGCUCUUGUGAUGGAGAGAGAUUUUUCAAGAUGGAAGCCGAGCCUGGAUGUAGGUCUUGUCGCGAUCAUCUAUUCUGGCGUGGUUGUUUCCGCAUUUUCAAAUUACCUGCUGAUCUGGGUAAUUGACAAGUGUGGCCCGGUUUUCCUGGCCAUGACGGUACCCCUAACUUUCGUCAUCACCAUCGUUCUGUCACUUCUCAUAGGAGAAGCAGUCACCCUUGGAAGUGUAAUAAGCGGCGCGCUGAUGGUUGGUGGCCUGUACAAUGUUCUCUGGGGGAAGAGGAUAGAGCAAGUAACUCUCAGCAAGCAAGGAGGCAUCGAAGCAAAUGCAGCAAGCUUUGAUUUGGAGGAACAAGAAAGCGGCGCACCAGUUCCAUUAACGCGAGAUUCGAUCAAGCAGUGCGAAAGAGAAGACUGACAUGUGGCAAGCUUUUUGAAGCUAUACAUUAAACAUGAAUGUGUGUCUGCAAUUAUUUUCAGAAUUUUUGAACAUGUUUUGUCUCCUAAUUUAGCUUAGUAUGGAGUAUCAAGCGGGUAUUAGCUUAAGUUUAUGUAUCUCUGUAGCUCUGCCUAUGUAUGCAUCAGGCCAGGGCGUAUGGGUGUGCAGCACAUGAGAUGGCACAGGGCCCCAAUUUCAUCUUUGCUAUUCUCAAUUUACUUCGGGAAUGAAAUGUAAAUUAUGC
This is a messenger RNA of Triticum dicoccoides, 1360 nucleotides long. RefSeq names its product WAT1-related protein At5g64700-like. Gene Ontology annotation, cellular component: membrane. The record is from RefSeq and is a predicted model, not a curated record. The transcript has 7 exons. Bases 1 to 1095 code for a protein of 364 amino acids. Gene Ontology annotation, molecular function: transmembrane transporter activity. Lineage: Eukaryota; Viridiplantae; Streptophyta; Magnoliopsida; Poales; Poaceae.